Molecule: messenger RNA, 1362 nt
Organism: Metarhizium brunneum ARSEF 3297
Lineage: Eukaryota; Fungi; Ascomycota; Sordariomycetes; Hypocreales; Clavicipitaceae
Biological process (GO): biotin biosynthetic process
Molecular function (GO): transferase activity; pyridoxal phosphate binding
Source: RefSeq, a predicted model, not a curated record
AUGGCUCCCUCCAAGAGCCGCCUAGACGACACAUUCAAGGCCCUGCUCGCGCGUCGGGAGCACCAAGGCCGUCUGCGUCGCCUGACUCUCCGGGAACCGGCCACGGUGGACUUCUCAUCCAACGGCUACCUAUCUCUCUCGACAAACCCAAACAUCAAAACAGCCUACAUUUCACAUCUCCAGAGCUCCUCGGAUGACUUCUCACUGGGGUCAUGCGGAUCGCGGCUGUUGGAUGGCAACAUACCCCCCGCAGAGAAUCUAGAGUCUCAAAUCGCCCAAUGGCACGGCGCUCCGGCGGGUUUACUUUUCAACUCGGGCUUCGAGGCAAACACGGGCCUGUUGAGCUGCGCACCGCAGCCGGGGGACUAUGUCUUGUACGACGAGCUCAUACACGCCAGCGUCCACGACGGGAUGAAGCUGGGCAGAGCGCGGGCCAUACCCUUUGCGCACAACCGCGUCGAGGACCAGCCUGGUGAGCAGGAAACCCCGGGGCCGAAACCCCUGGACGCGGUAUUGCGUGCCUUGCUGAGGGGCCAGGACGGCCACAAGGUGAGGAGCGGGCAGACAAAUGUGUUUGUUGCGGUAGAGGGCGUAUACAGCAUGGAUGGCGACGCCGCUCCACUCGAGCAAAUUGUUGAAUGCGUGGAGAAGCAUCUCGCCCGAGGGAACGGGCACGUAAUUGUUGACGAGGCUCACUCAACCGGCUGGAUGGGCGAGAGAGGAAGGGGUCUCGUGUGCCAGCUGGGACUGGAGGAGCGAGUAUGGGCCCGAGUCCAUACGUUUGGAAAGGCAAUGGGUUGCGCUGGAGCUAUUGUUCUUUGUACGCCGGCUACCCGGUCGUACCUGAUCAACUACGCACGCAGCCUGAUAUACACCACGGCAAUGGGAUACCCCAUGCUCACUGCUAUCCAAACCGUCUACGACUAUUUGCAGAGCGGACAAGCAGACGGCCUCUUGGCCAACCUGAUGUCUCUCAUGCAGGAGACUCACACUCUUCUUCUUUCCGUCUGUCAGAAACAUAGUCCUCCGCCCCAACUAUUCAGAAUCAACACCUCCCCGCCAGAAUCACCAAUCAUUCCCCUAUUCUCGGCACAUUCGAGGAGUUUGGCAAGACACUGUCAGCAAAGAGGGUACAUGGUGCGCCCCAUCGUUGCCCCGACAGUCCCCAAAGGCACUGACCGAGUACGGCUAUGCCUUCAUGCGGCAAAUACAGUCUCCGAGGUCCGUGGUUUGUGUACGGCCAUUGAGGAGUGGCUUGAGCAGCAAAAGAUAAAAGACUUGUCUCCUCGGGCUGACGGGGUGCAACGACCAUCAGUCGGCGGUUUAACAUCACUGCCCUUGGCCGAGCCUAGCAAACUAUAA